CAGCCUGGCACUGCAAGCCACCUGCGGGACGCGUGCUGGGGGGCUGCCUGAGCUUAAGCUCUCGCAAUGGAGCAUCAAUGCAUGAGGCCCUGAGAGCUUGACGACAGCCGCUCUCUGGACCCAUCACCAUCCGCCCAGAACAGCCCAACCCGCCAACCAACUCCAGUGUCUUUUGGGAGUUUGACUCGCCUCUCCUGCUGCUGUCAUUCCGACCACCCCUGUUGGUUCCAGGAGCUGGGACGAGAAUCCCAACCCCAGUCCAAAGCCCCGAUCGUGAUCGACGGAGCCGAGCGGGCUGCAGAUAAUACCACCGACCUAGUCGCCGCGAUGGAUACUCUAGUGGCCAAGUACAGCCGGCCGGCCUACCAGCAGAAUGAGAGCUUUGCCGAAGACGAACAGCAGGACCUCUGUGACUCGGUGCCCAGCCUGUCGCUCAAGUUCGCCGUCCCGCCCGUAGCACAUCCCUCAGCCUGGCUCCGCGCCGCAACCGACGACCAUGCAAACCCGCACUGCCCCAUCAAGAUCGCGCACGGCACCACCACGCUCGCCUUCCGCUUCCGGGGCGGCAUCAUCGUGGCGACCGACUCGCGUGCGACGGCCGGCAACUGGAUCGCCUCGCAGACGGUGAAGAAGGUCAUCGAGAUCAACUCAUGCCUGCUGGGCACCAUGGCCGGUGGCGCCGCCGACUGCCAGUACUGGCUCGCCUGGCUGGGCAUGCAGUGCCGCCUGCAUGAGUUGCGCCACAAGCGCCGCAUCUCGGUCGCCGCCGCCUCCAAGAUCCUCGCCAACCUGGUCUACCAGUACAAGGGCAUGGGUCUGAGCAUGGGUACCAUGUGCGCCGGCGUCACCAAGGAGGAGGGGCCCGCUCUCUACUACAUUGACAGCGACGGCACCAGGCUUUCUGGGAACCUGUUCUGCGUCGGCUCCGGUCAGACGUUUGCCUACGGUGUCCUCGACGCCGAGUACAACUACGAGCUCUCAGAUGAGGACGCCCUCGAGCUGGGACGCCGCAGCAUCCUCGCCGCCACUCACCGUGAUGCUUACUCGGGUGGUUUCAUCAACCUAUACCACGUCAAGGAGGAGGGCUGGGUGAGGCACGGCUUCAACGACACCAACCCCAUCUUCUGGAAGACCAAGCUGGGCAAGGGCGAAUUCACCAACGUCACGAGCGAGCUUGAGUAGAGAAUUAAACUGGUCUGUCUUUUUGCAUGGCCCACGUGUCCUCUGAAGCUCUACGAUGAUCGGGGCCCAGCAGGGACACGGGAGGACCGGGAAAGUUUGCGUUGAUGACUGGACGAAAGCUCAGGACGCUGUGGAUAGGAAAGCUACAGAUAGAUAAACAGCGUCUGUUGACUUUUCUUCUCCUCACCUCGCCUCCUCAUUUCCACAGUGCUCGGCCAAAGACCCUGGCGCAUUGGUCCAGCUCUGAGAAGGGAAGGGAGAGAGGCGGGCGGGCUUUAGCGGUCUGCAAAAUACCAACCGAUGAUCAGGACGCAGAUGUUUUCCUUUUUCCCCUCCCCUCCCCCCAUCCAAUCCUCAGUUCUAGAGCCCAUGGGUGAUUCUGUGUGUUCGAUGUUGGCAAAGGCACAUUCGACAAUCAAAUGACGGGGUGCUUUUAUCUGGGUAUUUAUCUAUAAUACAUGACACCACCACAUACGGUCGGUAGUGCUCCUACAGAAGAUGGCGGGCUUUACUUGUCCGACACAUCCCAUAAUGUCCAUGUUGAACACCUAUAUCUUAC
Gaeumannomyces tritici R3-111a-1 is the source of this 1741-nucleotide messenger RNA. Its product is annotated as proteasome component PRE2. Gene Ontology annotation, molecular function: threonine-type endopeptidase activity. Lineage: Eukaryota; Fungi; Ascomycota; Sordariomycetes; Magnaporthales; Magnaporthaceae. The record is from RefSeq and is a predicted model, not a curated record. Gene Ontology annotation, cellular component: proteasome core complex. Bases 328 to 1182 code for a protein of 284 amino acids. The transcript is spliced from 2 exons.